Molecule: messenger RNA, 798 nt
Organism: Melitaea cinxia (Glanville fritillary)
Lineage: Eukaryota; Metazoa; Arthropoda; Insecta; Lepidoptera; Nymphalidae
Exons: 1
Coding region: 1-798 (265 amino acids)
Source: RefSeq, a predicted model, not a curated record
AUGGAAGAAAUUACAAAAAUUCUUAAAGAAAUACAAAUAGAUCUCCAAUGUCAAAAAGAAGAGAUGAAAGAAAUGCAAUCGAACAUAACCAAUAUUAUAAAUUCAAAUAUAAAUGAAAAGUUUAAAGAAAUCGAAUCCAAGCACAGUAUUUUAUCUCAAAAAUUAGAAGAACAACAAGGGAAGAUCGAGUACUUAGAAAGGCAAAGCAGAAAGAAAAACUUAGUAUUUUUUGGCAUUGCAGAGGAUGAAGAGAACUAUUUCCAGCUUCAAGCAAAAAUAAUUAAGUUUCUUACCGAAAAUAUGAAAAUGUCUUGUAACAUAUCAGACAUAGAGUAUAUAAGACGCAUAGGUAAGAAACAAGUCACACCUAGACCUAUAAUUGUAACUUUUCUUACAAUGGGAAAAAAACUGGAAACCAUAAGAAACAGAAAAUAUUUAAAGGGGAGUACAUACAACAUAAAUGAAGACUUCCCGAGACAUGUCCUAGAAAAAAGAAAAAGUCUACAAGCAGAAUUACGAAAACAGCGAGAACAAGGCAAAUUUGCUGUGCUAAAGUACGACAAAAUUGUAAUUCUCAAUAAACGAACACAGCAAAAUGAACAUUCUGAACAUUCUAAAAAGAGAGCUCUAUCUUCAUCCCCCGUAAUAAAUAAAACCCAAAAACCUUCGACGAAUACUCAACAGGCCAAAAAGAACAAAAACAGUAUCACUGGCUUUUUCACUGCACGACAUGAGAGAGAAUCUCUUGAACCCAUUGCCCUUACGAGUCAAGGACCUGAAUCUUCAAGAAAUAAAUAG